CUGCAAUUCGCUCGAGUUCGGUAAUGGAAAAACAACAAUGUCUCCUGAACGACAUUGUGUACGACAUCUUGAGUCGGAUGCCAGUGAAAUCCUUAAUACGAUUCAGGUGCGUUUCUAAGUCUUUUGGCUCCACAAUCACCGACCCUAAAUUCAUUGCCACACAUCUCAACCAAGCUAUAUCACUAUCCAAUAACAACAACAGUACUCACAAUGGCUAUCUUCUAUAUACGCCACAUCCUUCAUCACCUGACAUCGAGGAAGAAUUGCAUACAGUUGUUUACAACACUGACCACUCUUUGACUGAGGUUUCUAGCUUUGAAAUCCCCUAUGUUCUUGGUGGUGCCAACAUUGUUGCCUUCUGUAAUGGUUUGCUUUGUCUCACUAAUAAUUCUGAGAAGAACUUAGCUGAUCAAAGUCUAUAUUUGUGGAACCCAAGUAUUAAAAUGUUUAAGAUAGUUCCUACUCAAUUUCCUGACCACCUUUCUGUUUCUGGGGUCACUUUUGGAUUUGCUCAUCAAAACAAUGAUUUCAAGAUUCUCAGGCUUGUUUGUUUUGCAAGUGGAGGGGCCGAGGCGCAGGUUUACACUUUAGAGUACAAAUUCAUGGAAAAAGUAUGAAAUAUCGUUGGAGUUUUUAAAUGGGUCAUCUAUUCAUUAUAUAUGUUCAUCACCAUGUUUAUUUUUUAAUGGAGCUCUCCACUCUAUGGCAUAUGACAAUAAUCAGGAAUUUAUUUUGUCCUUUGAUGUUGAUGAUGGGAGAGUCCGUGGGAUAAUGCCGCCUCAAAACUAUGUAUCUGGUUGUUCUGAAUUUCUUGCUGUGUUCAAGGGAUCGUUGGCUUUGAUUGUUUUCACUGAUGAAGUAAUUGGCGAAAAUGAUAUAUGCGACAUUUGGGUGAUGAAGGAGCAUGGUGUGUCUGAGUCAUGGACGAAAAAAAGCGUACCAAUGGAAAUAAAUGCAAAUUUAAUUGGCUGCUCUGUCAAUGGUGAACUUUUGAUUGAGCAAACUAGCCAUUCGGGGGUCCACAUCAUCUCAUUUGAUUCUGAGAGUUUAAAUGAGGAAAAUCUUGGAAUUCCGCGGACUAGAGAUGUGAUUUACACUGCUGAUUUUGUGGAGAGCUUAGUUUUGCUUAACGGGGCAGACAUCAAAAAUCAGGCAGAAGACUAGAUAAGAUCAAGCAUCAAAUAUGUGGAUUGACAUGGGUGUGUUCUUGUUGUUUACGUUGGAAGUAUUGGUAUAUGUUCUCUUCAACAGGUUUGGUAGAAGACCAUCAAAUAUGUGGAUUGACAUGGGUUUGUUUCUGUUAUUCAUAUUCAGGUUUGGUAUAUAUGUUCUCUUCAACAGGUUUGCAAUAACAUUUUGACCAUUAGACUAAUAGUCUAUCAUUUUAUUUCCUUUAAGUUCU
Messenger RNA from Quercus lobata, 1402 nucleotides. RefSeq lists its product as uncharacterized. The coding region runs from base 703 to 1164 and encodes 153 amino acids. The transcript has 2 exons. The record is from RefSeq and is a predicted model, not a curated record. NCBI's taxonomy places the organism in Eukaryota, Viridiplantae, Streptophyta, Magnoliopsida, Fagales, Fagaceae.